CUUUAACUUCGCCUUUGUUUGUUUGGGUAUUGGUACCAGCGGUUUCGUAUUGACCUUUUUUCAGGACAUCGUUUCAAAUUUACUAAUAAUUCUUCACAUUAAAAUAAAAUUUUCUUCUUACUUAUAUUUUUCUCAUAAUGGCGUGUAAUCUGUUGCGACAAGUAGGAAAAAGUUCGAUGUCGAUAAACAAUGGAAUGCUAUAUGCUGUUAGAAUGUGUAAUAAAGAUGUAAGCAGAGGACAUUCAGCAGGGCAAUCAUCACAAUCUCAAGAAGCCUCUUAUGGAGCUCCUGAAUACUACCAAUACAAUGAAUAUAGUUUUAACGAUAUUAAUAUUGAAAUGGACCAAUUGAGACUUCCACGACCUUCCAGCAAAACUCCAAAGGAUAAAAAGUAGCUCCUCUGCUAAGAAUUAUCAAUGUAAACAAAUUAGAUUAAAUAUACAAUAUCUUGUGUCAAUAAAAAUAUGUGAGAAUGAAAAUA
This is a messenger RNA of Argiope bruennichi, 481 nucleotides long. RefSeq lists its product as uncharacterized. Gene Ontology annotation, cellular component: mitochondrion. Lineage: Eukaryota; Metazoa; Arthropoda; Arachnida; Araneae; Araneidae. Bases 138 to 395 code for a protein of 85 amino acids. The transcript is spliced from 3 exons. The record is from RefSeq and is a predicted model, not a curated record.